AUGGAUCUUUUUGUCCACAAUGAGAUAUAUUGUCUCUGGAUCUGUACCAGUUGUCAUUAUGCGGUCACCCCGCAGCAUCUAGAUCGGCAUCUUCGUACCCAUCAUCGAUGGCAUCCAUCGGUCAAAACGGCAGAGCUUCGCCAGGCAGCUCUUACCGAGAUGCUAAAAAAAGCGUGGAUUGAGCCCCGGAAGGAAGUCUGUCGGUUUCCCUCUCCAGAUAGUCUUCCCAUCCCGCAUCUCCCAGUCUAUUCCGGGCUGCGCUGUCCUCUCUGCUCCUAUGUUAGUCGGUCUCCCCAGACCCUCCGGAGUCAUAUGAGCGGUAUCCACCCUGAGACUCGGCGGCCACGGGGCGGAGAUUGCUAUCGGAAACCCAAUAUUGCUGCUGCAGCUGAAUCUGUUAGCUGCCAGCGAUUCUACAUUGCCGGUGCCGGGAGUCAAUUUUUCGCUAUUACUCCCGCGAGUCAAAUUGAGCGAGUUCAGAAGGCUGCUCAGAUGAGCAAGGCUGAGUUUAUUCAGAGUCAGAUUAACCAGGUGUACGAGCAGGAUCAGCAAGCCCAGGCUAUCGAGCAACAGUCUAUCCCGAUCGAAAAGCAUUCCAGCGAGGUCUCUCCGUGGAUGGAAUUAACCCGUUGGCCGGAGUAUCUGCGGGGGAAGAAUCUUGCUGCGGUAGCUCCGCUAGGGUCAAUCCCGGACAGUGAGAAAGAACCAUUACUGACUGUCUUUGUUCAAAGUGUUGAGCGGCUUAUUCACCGGGCCUAUCAGACUAUUGCCAGCCACCGGAUCAAUGAGUUUGAUCAAAUUCAGAUCAAUACCUUCUUCCGCCGGCCGGGGGUGUGGAAUCGGCCGAUUCAGAUCUAUCUCCGCCCAUCCACAUACCGGCAGUACCGGCAGGUGUGGCAGCGGCUGAUCUGCUUUGCCUACCGCAGCAGCCGCCCCGAUCAGCCGAUUAUCCUCCGCCAUCAGCUGACCACAGCGCAGCUGGCUGCCCUGGAUCAGAUGGAGGAGUAUGGCACCCGGCUCCUUGACCAACCAGCCGAUAGCCGGUCCGAGACACGGUAUCUGAUCAAGACUAUAGAGGAUCAGCUGGAUGAGGCCUGUCUGGCACUCUCGAUCGCUCUACUCGAUCAUUCUCUCAAAGGGGAUCUAUUCGAAAGUACAGUUAUAGGAUUUCUAGCUAUUUUUGGAAUCAAUACUGAUUGCUCUAAUUUCCGGGAUCCAAACUACUAUACUACCUAUCUCUCUGCACUGUUCAGUUUACAUGGUUGA
This is a messenger RNA of Aspergillus caelatus, 1266 nucleotides long. RefSeq lists its product as uncharacterized. The transcript has a single exon. Lineage: Eukaryota; Fungi; Ascomycota; Eurotiomycetes; Eurotiales; Aspergillaceae. The coding region runs from base 1 to 1266 and encodes 421 amino acids. The record is from RefSeq and is a predicted model, not a curated record.